UCAUAUGAGUCACAACUCACAACAAAAGUUCUCACAACACAUUUAUAACCUUCCAAUUGUGUUCUCACUUGCUUACUCUCUCUUUCUCUCUCUCUCUCUCUCACCCAAAAGCUGAAAAUGUCAAACCACUUUUGGAAGAACGUCCACCUCUUCUUCUCCAAACUCAAAUGCCUACCCACCAUCCAAUCAACUCCACCAUCAGACCAAAACCAAGACCAUCACAACCAUCCCUCCCUCUCCACAUCUUCUUCAAUCAUCAUAAAAAACUUUAACUCCUUAUACAACCUCACCUCAUCACAAACCCAGCACUCCACCUCCCUCACCUCCUCCACCACCGAAUUCUUCUCCUCCUCCUCCGAAGACUCCGACGACACAGACUCACCCCCACCACCAGACUUCGCCACCGUCUUCGCCUGCCAACGCUUCUUCUUCUCCAACCCUGGCCACUCCAACUCCAUAGUUGACUCCACACAACACCCUCACCCGCCACCUGAUGAUCAUGAUCAUGACAACACAAUGUUUUUAGUCAACGAAAGCGUCAAAGUCCCCAAGUACUCACUUGAUCCUUACGUUGAUUUCAGACGCUCAAUGCAAGAAAUGGUUGAUGCAAGAAAUCUCAACGACUUCACAACUGAAUGGGAGUAUUUGCACGAGCUUCUCUUAUGUUAUCUUACACUAAAUCCGAAGAACACCCACAAGUAUAUUAUUCAAGCUUUUGCCGACCUUGUUAUUUGCAUCCUGUCAUCAUCGUCAUCGUCGUCAUCAUCAGCUGCCAAUCACUGUAGUGAAUCUAAGAAUCGGCGGCAGCAAUUAUUGUAACAUGUAUCAACAACAACCAAGUUUUAGUCGGGGUUCAAGUAAUAGUCCAGUACACAGUAUUGGCAUCCUUUGUGGGUGUCCCACGUCUGUCAUUUGAACCCUAUCUUCUCGUCCCCACUAUCUAUCAAUCAAAAAAAAAAAAAAAAAAAUCAAGUCUUAACCCCAAAUUUUACGGGGUCGGAUCUCAUUACAUUAGUCAGGUUGGCUAUAUGUAUUCUUUUUUGGAUUGCUGUAACAUGUAUCUUCUUCUUUUUCUUUUUAUCUUUUUAAUAGUAUAGGAAGAAUAUGUUGGCUCUUGUUUUUGGUUUCUUUUAUGGGAUUUACUUUGUCUUUGAUGAAAGUAGAUGCUUCAUGUUUCAACAAUAAAGACAAAGAAAAAAAAUGUAUUUGAUUAUCACAAAAGCAAGGAGGCGUGGGAGGUUAAUGUGUCUCGAUGCAUGUUAUAUUUUUAUA
This is a messenger RNA of Quercus robur (English oak), 1272 nucleotides long. RefSeq names its product transcription repressor OFP12-like. Gene Ontology annotation, biological process: negative regulation of DNA-templated transcription. The record is from RefSeq and is a predicted model, not a curated record. Lineage: Eukaryota; Viridiplantae; Streptophyta; Magnoliopsida; Fagales; Fagaceae. The coding region runs from base 118 to 819 and encodes 233 amino acids. The transcript has a single exon.